Messenger RNA from Lytechinus pictus (painted urchin), 506 nucleotides. RefSeq lists its product as uncharacterized. The transcript has a single exon. Lineage: Eukaryota; Metazoa; Echinodermata; Echinoidea; Temnopleuroida; Toxopneustidae. The coding region runs from base 27 to 506 and encodes 159 amino acids. The record is from RefSeq and is a predicted model, not a curated record.
UAACCAAAUGUCAACUGUCUCCAGAGAUGACUACGAGAGUGUGGUCCUGUCUGAGUUCCUUCACCUCACUUAACCAUCUCACUAUCUCUGACUCAUCUAUCAGUUUCCCUUCAUCUCUUCCUGAGCUACCAUCCAUCACAAAUAUAUCAACUGAGAGAGUGACGUCACGAUGCUCUGAAGGGUUGAUCUCAUCACUCCCUGGCUUGGUAUAUAUCGAUAUCAUUAUCGAUGAGGCAGAUGGAGACAUAGCCAAUAUCACGGCUGGUCUUCGUCGGACUGGAGGCCGGAAGCUCAAAUUGAUCAAACUUCAAGCACCGUUCUCACUCCCAUCAGAGAAGUGUCGCGUAUCUAGAGAGACAAUGAGAGGACUUGGUCUGCUCAUCAAGGAACACACCAAGCACAUGAAGCGUCUCAUUCUGGAAAAGGUGAAGUGUACAGACGAGGAUGACUUGGUUUAUCUCAUUGAAUGCUGCAGACAUGUGAAGACGAUGAACAUAGUAUGGUAG